AUGAGUUUCGAUCCGACCAACGUUUUGCAGGCGUCAAUGUAUCAGACUGUUCAACUCAGGCUCAAAAGUAACCCCCUUAAAGGGGAUCCGCCCAUUGUUAAUAACGAUGAGGUUUAUCUUUUUAUUGAUCCGGGCUCUGGGUCAGAAAAGCAAUGUCAGUAUGAUCUAGCGGGACAACCACAGGGCACGGAACACUUCAAAGUUACGAAUGCCGAUGGUGAUGGCGGUCUGGGCUACGUCAAACUUCCUAUCCUUAGCAGCAUGUUUUCUGAAGGUUCAAGUUACGUGUUGUGCUACCUUUCUCAGAAUCUAAAGACUGCCAUAGUCCUUCGACGAUCAAGCGACAGCUCUGCUAGCACUUCACUAUUGAUAUGGCCACCGCUUUACAAACAGUACAAUCUUUUACCACCCAGCGCGAGCGGGGGUGAAGGUAUGAUCAACUUGACUCUUUUGGAGAACGAGCUACCGAUGGACAGACCUCAUAAUAAUGCGCUUAAAAGCUUUACCAUCUUCCUCCCACCCUGCGUUCCCAAAUGGAAUUGUGCGGACCUGAACGCACUCACCACGGCAUGUGAUGCCAUUGGCAGUGACAUAGAGCAGAAGGGAUCAGCGGAUGGCGUAAUCCUGCUUUCCUACUUAUCCUACCCCAGCCCGUCAUCGGUGGCAGGAAAAUUUGUAGUGCCGUAUUUGCCCAGUCAGGAUGGGUACUUCAUAUGUGUACCUUACUGCCCCAGCGAUGCCGUCAACUGCGGCACCACAAAGGGUUCCAUGUCGUACACAGUCGUUGCGGCGUCGACACCCGUGCUGAAGUUCAGCCCCUCAACUCCUGGUGUGUACAGCCGCAUUCCAGAAAAGCCCCAGGCACGGGAGGAGGGCAACUUAACUUUCUAUGGCACAGGACUAUCUAAUACAGACAACGUUAAGAUUAUUGAGUCCAGUGAUGAGUGCACUUCCCAAACUGCUUCGCUGAUCAGCAACAUUGAGUUCAGUGAUUUAGUGUACACACCUAAAGAGAAAAAAACCUUUAUUCGAUUCAUCAGGCUAGAUUUUGUUGAGAAGUCGAUUACUGGGAGGGUUUGCUACUGGCGUAGUGAUUCGGGCAUGUGGUCAAGUGUCUAUCUCUCAAAAAACAACCCCAAUCCAGAUUUUACGAUUGAUCCCCUUCAACCAAGUCAUUUUAAUAUUUUGACACCAUCACCAUCUAUAGGGCAGACCAUCACGUUGGAGUUUGUUGGAACCAACUUGAAUGGAGGCGCUGAUAAGGCCUUUCUUUCCCCUAGGGAUUUUCCAGACCCAUUCACAGCGAUCCCAGAUCAUGAUGAUAUGUAUUUAUGCAAUAUGGCUGGUACCACCACUCCGAUUUGCAAUGUGAACGUCAACCCGCCGUUAAAUACCGAGAUUAAAAUAUUUGUGUACUAUCUCAAAGCUGGACGUGCGAAUUAUGCUCUACUCCGCGAUACUGUCAGUCUUGCAGCGAGAAAUCCAACCUAUACAUUGUCUUCGUACCCUAUGUAUGGUGGACAGUUUGUACGCAUGGAUUUCACAGGAAAAAGUCUCUCUGCGAAAGACGAGGUAAGGAUUAUAGAGUACGGCAAUCCCUGCAAUAAUGACGCGCUACCUUUCAUCAACGUCAGUCUCACGGGCCUUACAGAAGUAAAACCCGAAGAAGCCUACAGCUGCAGACUGGUUGGACAAGCGGAUGUGUGCCUCACUGUGUGUUAUCAUAUAGCCAGCUCCGACGUAUGGGUCACGACGCAUAGUACCGUCAGCUCCCAAGACUCAUCACCCACAUCCUGCCCAACGACGGCGCUCUAUAUCUCACCCUACCCGAGGCGAUAUGAUUUUCCAACGACAACAAAUACAAGCCCCUUAACUGCGUACGAAACGGCUCAGAUGCGUAUCGAGGAUGGGAAUCCAUCAGAAUCUAAUAUUUUUGUAGGCGUGAAAAUCGUGCGCAUGCCGGACACUUGUGUGCUAAAGUUAUGUAGUGGCAAGCCUGCCUGUGAGGCAGAUGUUUCAGCCGAUGACUUCGUUAGUGAUUUCAUGCCUGUGAGCUUAUCUGCAAAUGUGAUGGCGGCUAAAGCGGAUACAAACUAUAUUGUCUGUGUGGCACUCAUAAAAGGUGAGCCAUUUCUUCCUGUACUACCCAAUUGGGUACCGAGAGCAUCUGUCAAUGCGUCUACUUACGGCUUCAAGGCCUCCACACGGAACCCGGAGUUGUCUUCUUAUAAGCCCAAAAGUUGGCAUGUGCGCAUGGCAACACUCACGACGAUUUUCUCUGGUGCGGGUUUGGACGCCUCACGGGAUCAUGUGUACCCUGUGGCAUCCAGCACGCUUCUUAAAAAUCAUGCUUGCCCACCGGCAGGCGAUGCGCCGCCGAUGAUUCUCAUCCCGUCUAUACAUCCUGAGAGCAGUACAGCUGAGGCGGUGAACGUGACCUACACCCGCUCUGACCUCCUUACCGUCGAUGCGGUGCACUUUUGUUAUCAAUGGACCGGUGCCUCAGACUCGGGGUCUGGUGAAAGGCAGAGGCGUAUGUCGUACGCUGGCUAUGUUUCUAUUGGGCCAGCUAUUCCUUCAUCGUUUAAUUUUGUGAAUAUACCAGCCGAUAAUGACUACUAUGCCACCGAUUCGGUUAUGAUGAAUUUUUUUUCCCAGGACAGUACCGCUAAUGUGCUCUCUGCAAGUAAUGAUGCCAUUUAUUUUUAUCGCUUCGACAACUCCAUGUACCCGAACCCAAACUGUUAUUGCGAUCCAUCUACUUGUCCCUCCUGGCUAAAGACGUUCUACAAUGAUGCAAUAUUCACCAAUAUUACGGCAGAGGGUGUAGUUCCUGGUUCCCAGGUUAACUACACCAAUUUUCGUGGAUUUCGAAAUUAUUCAAUGGAUACAACCUACGUCGUUUGCUAUUCUGUAGGGUUCUUUGCGCAUACUGACACGUACAUGGGAAAGUUUCUGGUAAGGUUGGCCAAUCCAAUGUAUUAUACCGUGGUCAAAAAGGAUGGAACUGUAAAUCACGCCGGUGAAGUUAUUAGUAUCUUGGCUUAUCGUUGCCGGGAUACCAACCGCUGUAAACUUCUCACGAAAGACGACCAAAUGAUAUUGAUACCCAAUGCAGUGGAAUGUGCAUCGGUAUACUCUACCGACGCGUUCGCUACCGAGGUGCAAAGUGUUGGUCAACCAGUCGUCACUGGCGAGAGCGGGCAUAAAUACCUACAACGUUUUGUGGUGAACCAUGCUGGGACAUACAAAGUCUGCUAUCGUAGGUCUAGCAAACUCGAGGGAAGCUUUGCGGAGCUUGCGUUUACCUCUAAAUUUCUUUCUCAACCGGUUGAGAUUGCGGAUGAAGAUCCGUUCUCUUUCGAGACUAUCCCGGCGGCUCCCUCCGAGGGGCAGUUUCUCAUUGUUAAUCUCAAAUGUAGUGAAGCGGAGUGCAGCAGUUGCAGGGAUCUCCGCCUGAUACGAGAUGAAAAUGCAUUGUGCUGGGACAUAUCAACAAAAAGUGAAACUUAUUCUAGUGUUGAUUGCUUAACUCCAACAUCAAUCCAGUUUUCAAAUCAAUAUAUUGCUGCAGGAUCCUAUACCGUUUGUUAUGGUAGGGGCGACAUCGAAAAUACGCGGCGUUUGCCAGGCACGCUGGUAGUUUCCAAGAUGAACCCGUCUAGCUUCAUUUCCGUCCCAGACUCGGAGCGAAAUAUCUUCACGAAUCAGGUUUUAAACUUUAUCUUGAAUAUCAAGGGUGAUAAUCUUGGAGUCGAUGACGAGGUCUUUUUAUUGACCGCGAAUCACUAUUCUUGUCAUGAUUUGCGCACAUUCGAGAUCCAGAAUAAUAGGACCCUACAGAAGUGGCUCGCACCCAGCAUUUACCCAUACUCAGUCAAACAAACAAGUGACGGGGUAUCGUGGAUUGUGUCGAACCUAACCAAACGCUUCGGUGCAGGUAUGCUUUCUGAUAAUACGCUCUGCGAUAAGUCUGGGAAGUUUUGUGAAAUGAAGUUAUGCUACAAACGUAGCGGCAUGUCCUGGGCGCCUGUCCCCAUUGAGUCUUCGCCGCCCAUACAAAUCAAGCUUCCCGAUCCUUCCUCCAUUUUGUUCGACACCUGUACGUUGAUCUCUAACAUGUAUGUCAUGGUAACAGUAUCAGGUACAAACUUAAAAGCAAUGGAUAGUCUCGUUAUUAAUACUGGAAUAGUGUGUGAUACUGGGGCAGUGACAGCCGCGAUACUUGUGGGUAAGCCCUCUGUAAACGAAGCAGGUACUCAAUGGCGCGGCGUUCUUCGUCUUCUCGAUGGUGGGGCGAGUACUUAUACAGUGUGUUAUACGCGGGAGUCAGGUUCGAUAUAUGAGAUCGACAACAUAAAAUUCCAUGGGUCGUCCAGUUCUACUAUUUAUAUCUUUUCUAGCCCGCUCUACGCAGAGUAUAGCAAGCAUUUUUUUACUUCAUUUCAUUAUGCUAUUACGCGAUACGAAGAAAUGGUUGUUGCGGCGUCGUUUGCUGAUGAUGGUAGUCAAAUAGUUCCGCUGAAGGAUGUACAACUGAUUUUUUCUGACCCUGCCAAGGCCGAGUGCAACUACGCACCCUUUCUCAAAGUCACUAACCAGGCUACACAGUUUCCAGUCGUCGAAAACUUUACUGAAACCAGUGCCGGAUCAGGUGAAUUCCAGGGCCGUCUGACGAUGAACCCAGAUAUCUACAUGUUUUGCAUGAACACUCCAAAAGGAUUGUUCCGUGUUGAUAGAUUCCCACCAACUGAUCCGGUUGAAUCAAGUGUCACUGUUAACUGGUUAGCAAACUUUGGUAAGCUUACAAGUACAUCAAAGAAUUCUAUAGUUAUUGGUAGCGAAUGUCCGAAUGAUUAUGACGUAUUCCCUAAGAAACCUAUGAUGGGGCAGCAGCUUCAGUUUAAGUUUUACGCCCCACUCAAUCCUUUCCAGACUAAUAAACCCUUUGCUGUGGGAGACGCUGUGCAGAUCAUCGAUGGCAACUUAUUUGACUGCGGCUUCCGUAACACUACCGUCGUUUCGGAAGGCCUUGUGAAGUCUAUCACAAGCACAAGCGACAGAAUUAUUGCCUUGGCCGAGAUAAUGCUACCGGAUUCCUUUACCAAUAGCGCUGGCGUACCUUUAGUAAAUCAAAAAUAUGGCUUAACAGUAUGCUAUCGCAAGCAAUCCGGGACUUUUGCCACGGCGCCACGGCCUAUCACAACUGUGGAUCGCAACCUACAUGUGAUAGAGGCGAUACCGGGGCAGUGGAGUUCGGUUCCUACUCAACUGCAAGCCGGCGUUUCGGCCAGCAUAGCGUUUCUUGGCAGCAAAGACAAUCCAGAGUAUUUAAGCGCGCAAGAUCGCGCCUUCUUGGUGCGUUCUUCCGACACGAGCAAACCACAAGCCAGCUCGGAGCUUUGUAGGACCGGUACUUCAGUACUGAGCUCUACCGAGAUACAGAAGGAUGGCAUCAAUGCCAUUUGGCGCAUCCCCACAGGAAAGCUUAAGGAAGGAUAUUAUCUUGUAUGCUACACUGCAGUGAACAAUGGGGAGCCUAUUUAUGUCCGCUCACCGGAGAUUCUGGUUGUAUAUUCGCUUCAGUCACCAACUGGCGCCUACUCGAAUAACCAUGCACACAGCAAUGUUCUCAAUGCGUACCGUGGUGAACGUUUCUAUAUCUUCUUUAAUACAUCUGAGGAGCUUCACGUAGUCCUUGAUGAUGGACUCUUGCCAGCAUCGAAGCUUGUGGGGCAUGAUGUGGUGCGCAUCUCGCCGAAUCGUGAUUGUAGCUUGCCACUUCAAAGCGACAAUGUCUCAAAGAUCCCAGCCUCCUUCGGAUACAAACCACUGAAGACGAUGAAAACCAGUGCGGGGAUGCCUGUCCCGUAUAUUCAUCUCAGAAUGCGAGCAGAGUCGGGGGAUUACUUUGUUUGUAUGCAGCGCACAGGGCGGGAACCUUGGCAAGCGUAUUACACUAGCAGUCUCGUCGGAAGUGAUGUCCACCCCGCGGUAUUAACCAUCACCAAUGCUCCCAUCGCAGAAUUCACGACGACGCCAGUGUCACCUCGCGUUCUUGUUAAGCAGACAAACGUUCAUCUCACUUUUCCUGCUGAGUACACAUUAAGUAAUUUUAAGCAGCUUUUCCUUGUUCCUUUUCAAAGUAAUACGAUAGCAGCAGAGGAUGAGAUAAGUCAUGAUAAUUGCUAUCGUCCUCCUACGCGCAGUGAGGCCGUCUCCGAGGCCGUGGUAUUGUUGAACAAUAGCUUACAGGUCAACUUGACGACGAUGGACUUAGAUUGGAGUUUUUCAGAUGCUGGAACCUAUUUGCUCUGCUUCCAACUGAUUGAACGGCCAACCGUGGCAUCGGUUUUUCCCUCUCAGCUGAAAGUUCUGAAUCCGUCACCAAUUUUCUAUGAGGUAAAUCCUAUUAUUGCUAAAGGAUCUGCUUUCAGCAUUUCUAUCACAGCGUUAGACCCCAUAUUUAAGCAAAGCAAAAACCGUAUGGAUAUUUAUGUGCUUCCAAGUGAUGCCAACAUCGAAAUCAUGCCCAAUUGUGUGGGAGCUGAUCCACCAAGUGGAGGUGGCACAACAUCGUUCACAAGCUUCCAAACGACUGACAAUCAGCAUGCUUCCGUGAAUCCUGUCAUUAACGAUUCAGGUUAUUUCUUUGUUUGUUUUAUUACCUAUGAUCAAUCAAUGGCCUUCCCUGUACCUAAUCAUGCUGGAUAUUUUUCUUUCGCUGUUGGCAUAACAGGAGCUCAGAAGUAUGAGGUUCGUCCAUUCAAUUCCCACCUUGGCCAGAUUUUAACUAUCACUGUCAAGGGAAACCUGCUGAGUGACAAGGAUCAUAUCAAAAUAGUUCAUGUUUCCCCCAAUAAACUAACUAAGUUGGCGUAUCUACAGGAAGCUACUAUUGGGUCAAUUUAUGAGGAAGAAUGCUCGGGUUCGUCAAUAAAUGCAGACGCCAGUGCCCCACCGGGGGACACAGUGGGAUCUGUUCUGAAGAGUAACAGUGACAUCGUGGGUUUUUACUACCCGCGUGUCAAUGCAACGGGAGAAUACGUGUUGUGCUAUCAAAGCCUGCCUCUGGGUAAUACGUGGAGUUUAGUCAGCAAUCCGGACUCAUUCAGCGUGGAUGCGGCCCAUCCAUCAAGUUUCCUGUUACAGCCUGACCCUGUGUACACGACUCAAAUCGUGAAGCUUAUUGUGCAGGACUCUGCCGGUUUACUGCAGACCCAGGAUCGUCUGAAACUCGUAUCAAGUCAGGACGCCGACGGCUCAGGGUUUAGAUGCAAUAAUGAUGCUCCAGCAAGCAGUGACAUCGUUGUUAUUGGGGGUGUCACCUCUGAAAGCACCCAAAGCGCGUCUGUCUACAGCGUCUGUGGGAAAAGUUCGGCAAGCGUAGUAGUGUGUUAUCAGCUAGCUGGGACCGACACAUGGGCCGAGGUUCCACGCCUUUCACCGCCUCCAAAUUACAUUUUCUCACCGUUAAUAGCUCUAAAAGAUCCUUUUGAGGGUCCUUUUCUGAUCCCCGACCAGGACUAUAUUCCUCGACCAUAUGAACCUUUUUCUUUCACGUUUACAAGUCUUUCUGCCACCGAGCAGGUAACCCAUGUGGGAUUUUCAAUGGGAUCGCUAGAGACGUGUACUGCAAAUGUGAUUUAUGUUACUCCAUCCUUUCUCUCCAAAGAUUCGACUGCCAGCAAUACCUUCACUGUCUCCCUGGAUGCUGCUGGUAGCUACACGCUGCACCUUGGGAUGAGUGCUAAUGUGUUGGAUCCAAACAUCACCAAGACGAGCAGCCUGGUUAUAGGGCUUUGUGAACCGUGUGGCGUAAUGCCACCUUACGCAUUCUUGGAUCAGGAAGUGAGUCUUACAUUCACAAGUUCACGCAAGGGCCUCUCUGAGGGGGACGCAUUACGCUUGAUUCCAAGGUCACAGGAUCUAUCUAACUUGCCAUGCGAGAACCCCCAAGGUCCUUACAAAUCGAUAACUUUUAAGCCAACAUCAGUUGCAUCCGAUGGUAGUUCAGCCAACUUUAUGGUUCACACUGGCAAGCCUUCGGAUUCCAGCAGCUACCUUGGAGAAUAUCAUCUCUGUUAUCUAAAGGGAGGACAUGGCCUUGGCAAAGGUAAUUUUGCUAUUAUUUCCGACGAUGUGGGUGUGAAAGCAAUAUUUUCCAUUUAUCCCACUGACUUAGUGAAGCUCCAGAGUGUUUGUCCUGAUUGGGCUAAGGCGUACGCUCUUGAGACUGUUGUUUUCAAUCUAACUGUUAUUGAUGUACAUAUGUAUCCCCAUGCUGCCUUUGGCCCGACGGAUAAACUCCAGCUUAUUCCUUUGGAUGAUGCGUCGACUCAGUCAUGUAAGGAUAUAGAUAACAUCUUGAUGCAGCAUGACCCUGGUGAUUCUGGUGUUGUAUUUCCCAAACUAGAGUCUUACGGCACUACAUACUCCAAUUGGUAUGCCACAAUGCCUAACAUUCCACGCAGCACGUCUUACUUAUUAUGUUUUAAGCUACAGUAUAGCACCACCUCCCAGAGUGUGUCAACUACCAAAUUGACUAUUCAGCCUGCAAACCCGUAUAUUGUUUACACAACACCGAGUGUUAUCUUACCUGAAUCGACCAAUGCAGUAAUCAAUGUAGUAGGUGUUGGGAUGCUUGCGACGGAUGAGUCAUUCCUUGUGAACAAUACGGAAUCCUGCGCGGAAACCUGCUACCUCCCACUUCACCCAGUUGAGUGGGAUGGCGGUUCGAAAAGGGUAACCUUCACCAAGGAGUACAUUAAUGACACGUUGCUUCAUAUUACUUUUAGCGAUGCAAUACAAGAGGUCGUGACACUUGGUGUUUGUUACCGGCGAGAUGGUAAUCUACUAACUCGUGUCGGAAACGUGCACGUGGGUGAACCAAACCCAUCAUCAUGGGUGGUGAACUUUGUUCCGCGUGUUGGUACCCGACCAAGCAUUAUAUUUACUGGCAAGGACCUUACGAAGGACGACCGUGUUAUGAUUGUCCGGCUCGGUGACCGAUGUUAUGAGGGUUCUGCUGUUGCUAAUGCAGUGUUAUUUUCCAUAGACAGCACCACGCACCAAACCACGUCCUUUUAUUUAACCCUUACAGAUGUGGCAGUAGGAAAAUACACUAUGUGUUACCUUAUUUCUACCAUAGGUGCCUAUGUUGAAAUGAAAGAAACCCUGUCGGUACUUCCAGGUGGUCCCAAUGUCUUCACCACGAGUAACAAACCUAUGCUAUGGCGUGCCACUGUUAUAAUUAUCCAGCCGGAUCCUGUUACCAACCCAUACGUUCCUCAGCCUAACGAUGAGGCGUAUAUCACCAAUUCUGAACAAAGCUGUUUUACUGAGGUGCAUGCGACUGUGCCUUACGGCAACCCUUACUCAAAGCUCAAAGAUCAUUUGAAAACGAUGCGUAUCCGUGUGGGCUUCAACACGGACAGCACGUAUAUUGUAUGCUAUAGGCUUGCAGACAGCGGCUACGCGCGUGUAGGUUUAAAUCUAGUUCUUAGUUUGGCUUUGAGUUCGCCUACUACAGUCAAACGAUUUCCGACAGUUACUUAUCAAGGCCAGCGGCUGGACUACAACUUUAGUAGUUACUCUGAGCAUGACCCUAUUGAGACAGAUGAUCAGGUCAUGCUCGUGGAGAGAACCCGUGGCUGCUGGGACACGGCUGAAAUAAACCCCAACCAGAUCCUGGUGAGUUCUUCCCCUCUUGCCAGCAUUCACAAAGAUCAGAAGUCACUUGGUGAAUGGCGGGCACAUGUUCCUUCAUUGGGACCUGACGUCCCAAAGGAUCUGAAGUUUCCGUGUGAGUAUAUUCUAUGCUACCGCGGAGGGAGCCAGACGGAGUACGUACCUGUUCCUGUUCCCGUCUCCACUCCUGCCGCUUCACAAUUUCAGGACGCUGACGCUGCCACCAAAACUGAGUACGUUCUUUACGCUGCAGAUCCACCUACGUAUUCCACACAGCCGACCAUCGUUAGGGUUGGCAUGACUAAUGUUCAUGUUUCCUUUCCCGGGGCACAAGUGGAUGAUAUAGCCUACGCAGUGUGGUUCGAAACACUGACAAAUGAGGUUUGCACCUCAAAAUCAAGUUUGAUAUUCUCGAAGGCCAGCACAUAUCCACAGUACAGUCUAAAUCUGCCAGGUGUUCUUUCCGCGGGUGAUAACCACGUGGCACUGUGCUACAUCAAAGCCAGUGGCUCAGUCGCGGAGGUACCUCAGACGCUGAGCAUCUCAACAGGUAACCCCAGCGGUUACAAAAUUAAUACAGUCAAGCCUCUCGCUGGGUUUGAGCGAGAGUAUAUCGUUUUUACCAUUUCUGGUGAUGGACUGAAUGCACUGAAGGAUGAGGUAGUGCUUACUGAGACCCCAUGUGGAGCAGCAAUGAGGCCACUUAAUUCCACACCUGCAUUGGCUCGGAAGGGUGACAUGGAGACAAUCCAAGACGGUGUCAGUUUUGUUGCUCAGUUCAGAUCGAGUCGUGACAUAUUGCAUGUGUAUCUGUGCUACGAGCUCGAUAAUAUUUGGCGUGAGGUGGGAAGCCCCUUCUCUCUGGAACUCGCGAACCCGUCAACUGCACAACUUGAGACUUCUAAGAAAAACGGCUCUCCGCGUGCCGGGCAGCAUCUGAGCAUUACAUUAGUGAGCAGCGCGUUGAUAACACUGGAGCAAGUUGAUGUUCUUGCUGUGUCCAGCGCCACGGGGGCCGGGACGUGGUGCCAUAAUUUCACCAAAGACGACAUUCAAGAGCCGGACCUCAUCAUAAGCACCCUGCUGCUGGAGGUUCCUGUGUGGCAGCACACAGGAAUGUCACGGCUGUGCUUGCGUGUUUCAAAGAAUGCCCCAUGGAUGGAUAUCGCAUCCACAGUUGAUGGGGUUGGGCUGGCUGAAGUGCUCGAAGCAAAUCCUUUAAAGAUGGAGGUCUUUCCUAACCCACCGCGAGUUGGGCAGCAGGUUACUCUGACCUUCCACCUGGUGGUUCUAAGCGCAAAGGGUGACAUGGUACGCAUCCCUCCUCCGGGAUACCAAAAAUCAUGUGACACCGCAACCAGUGUGGUGGGGUUUCCAAGCGGGAUGCCCGUGAUCGUUGUGGACAAGUUCACUACCUUCUUGACGUUGAAGGACUCAACGGAUGCAUUGGCGUACCGCAGUUUCAAUAUCACUGGGGCCUAUCCUGUGUGUUACUACAGUGCGCUGGAGGAAAGUUGGGGGCUCGUGGGCGGCACGUUCGACGCAGGGACGCUGAACCUGCAAGAACAUGUGCCCCAGCGUUGGAAGCUUGAGAGCGGUGCCCUUGUUCACUUCCAAAGCUUCACACUUCGCUUUGAUGAUGAUCUAGGACAGCUUCAACCAUCCGGUGGGGAUUUUGUUUGGGCUUCUCCAUCUGGGCAAAGCUGUGGGGUUGACCCACAUUCCUGCUCGCAGUGUAUUUUGUUCGAUAUGAAUACAGCUGUUAGUACACCCAAGAGUGUUAUAACGAAGCCGAAGGCAUCUAACAUUGUAGACAACUUGAACCUGUGUUACCGCCUCGCUGGGGCCACGGCAUCUAUGAUGGAUAAACCGAUAGAAAUUAACGCUGGUCCAAUUCAAUGCAUUGAGGAAACCACCAUGACACUUGGCAUCCGUCAAGUUGUCACGUUUAGAAUCGAUAAUGGUAUAGAUGUGGAGCACGACACGUGGCGUGUGUCUUUCUACAAAACUAAUAUUAAUGAAUGUCAGAGCCACUAUGUACCAGAAUUUCUACCUGAGAUGGUAAAAAAGAGUACCGUUACCAUUACGAAGGUUUCCUACAUUGUUAACUGGCCUUUAGAUCUUGUGGAAGAUAAAUAUCGAAUUUGCUACUACCAUAAUGACAUAUUUGUACCGGUGUGUACCUGUGAACAGAUUAAUUCUAAGACGGGAGAGUGCUACAUUUCCAUACAGACUCCCCUAGAAAAAUUUACAGCUACACCAGAUCCGAGCUAUGCUGGUCAAACCAUUGAGCUUACGCUAGACCUUGCCUUUGAUCGUUCUAUGUAUCCACCGACCGACAUUAAGUUUGUUCGUUAUGUGGAUAAAUCGACAGCAUGUGAUGCGAGUGCGGCCUUUAACCCAAACGGCAACUUGAAGAAGGUCAGUGAUACGGUGUAUCAGUUUGUGUUUAAGCAUGACUACUUGUCGGAACCAGGUGGAUUCCUGGUGUGCGUGUUGACGAAACUAUCCACAGAUUACGUGCGUGUCGCGAAAGAUUCAAAAGAUCAACACAACGAUAACUUGCUCUGGAUUCGUCCAUAUCUAAAAUUAACCACCUUUCCAUCAAAAGCGGAAUAUCUUCGCGCGAUGCAAACACUUAGUUUACGCUUUACACAUCAAUCGAAGUUACCAGAUGAUGUAGUCAGUCUAGGUGAUAGCUUUACCUUCGUAUCCGACCCAAAAUAUUGUAUAGAGUCGUACAUUAACAAUCAGGACUCAGGAAAGGAAUUGGAAAAGUUUUAUCUUGACGACACUGCAUUUCGCAGUAUCCCUGCGCCUGUCCUGAACGCGGAUAAGCAAAAUUUUGAAUCUGACACAUUUCUAACCUUUAACGAAAAGGGUAUUGGAACUCAAUACCUGUGCUAUAAGCUGGUAGUUGGCACUUGGGCUCCGAUACUUCCUGAGCUGAGCGUCCAGGUUGCUAUGACAAAGACUAGCGAGUGUGACAUGUUGCUGAAUGCAAAUGGGGGAAUCGGUGGUGCUUCUAGUGGUUCUACACGUGCAAUGCAGUUCAUUCGGUCUACCAUUAAAGGCACAGCGGACUUUGCGAAGCUUUACACUAAAUAUGAUGCCAUUCGUGUCGUGCCCCAGGACCACGCAUGCAUCGAUGAUAGUGUUGUCGUUUUUCUAUCAUCUGAGACAUAUUAUCAGCCUUCAACUAACUUCGAUGUCUCUGUUAUUAUCUUUGCGAGGGAGGCUGGAGAGUAUAAGGUGUGCUACCGCAUUGGAGGUCCAGACAGCGACUUCACAAACUGGAGUCCAAUUUGCCAACAUAUUACACUUUCAGCUCCAAGCCCGACGGGUGGCCUUUCAGACUGCUUAUUCGAAGACCAGACUCUUUAUGUCACCGCUGAUCAUCACAAUGGUCUUACCUUUAACACUGAUGAUAGGGUUCGGUACGUUGCGGGCGGCGAACUCUGUCUCCAUCCGGAUGGCUCGUCGGCUCUUCCACUGUUAGCUAUAACUCUCAACGACAAAGUACAGGCGGUGGAUGGAUUCAAGCUAGGUCCAGACGCUAUGGGAACCACCAGUGUACUUUUGCCUUAUGCACUCUUAGGGUCUCGAACCAAUAGCUUUACUUUAUGCUACCGUGACGUUAUUGGCCACGAAUUCGCGAUUCCAGUAAACUAUGUAGCCGAUCCAAGGUCGUGGGUCUUUUCAGUGCAUGCUCGGCAACCGGGUUCCAUCUCAGUGAAACCGCUCAACGCGCAACUUGGCCAGCAGAUCGUGCUAAAUUUCACUGCCCAAAAUGGUGCCAUGACGCUGGGGUUAACCCCAUAUGGCCCCUUACCGGAGUUCCCGAUUCCAGGCCCAGAAUUCAAUGGCACUUUCGAUGCGGCCACGCUGCUGCCUUUGGAGGACAGCAUAGCGUAUCGUAAUGGGCGCUGCGAGGCAGCUUCACGCGGCAAGAUGCUGGAGCUCUACGGCGUCUAUGGUGUUGGCUCUAAGCCGCCAUAUACCGUUGCUGUUUACUAUCCAAAGGUUAAGGGUGUGCGUCAUAUUGCUUGUUACCGCCUGGCAUCAUGUGGAGUAGUGGACAUCGGUGAGGUGAUGAAUAUUUUGCCCUAUAACCCUGAAAAGGCUUAUAUCAUACCAAGCGAGCCGCGGCAAGGUCAGCUGAUAGAGGUACACUUCAGUCGGGAUGGCACGACGCCCGACGCCGCGUUUCUUACCCCUAACCAGGAUCUUGCUAUAAUACAGACAGACUUAAAAUCUUGUUGGUUACUAGGUACUGACGCAGGGACCGUAGUAUCAGGGACCCCUUCUGAAGUCUACUUUACGACAAUCUUCCCCGCGAAGCCACCAAAGGAAUCGAGGACGCUCACAGCGCGGCUUUGUUAUCGUCUAAUAACAGGAACAUGGUCGGAGGUGCCAAAUGGUGUGGUUUCACUGCUGCCGGCGAAUCCAUCUUUUUUUGAAACCGAUCCUGUAGUUCCUCGACAGAGUAUGCUCAAUACAAUACACUUCAUCGGCUCGGGCCUUAGCCUUGGUGACUUUGUGAAGAUAAUUCUACCCUCUGUAUCAUGCAAUGAUACAUCAAAGCCGCCCGCUGACUUUGUAGCGUAUGAUGCCGCGAUGAAACCGCUUAUAGGUACCGAAACUGGCUGGCAGGUAACAUCCAUAAGCAUGGAUAACACCAUGAUGGGCCUCAACAUCUCGACGAACACGCAGGGUGAGUAUAGCGUGUGCUAUAGACUCAAGGAUGAUAAGGUUUGGACGUUGGUGCAAGACAGCUUGCAUAUUCAUGGACGAAGCCCUAGCAAGAUGACACAGACACCUGUCAUGGCGCUGGAAGGGGAAAAAUUCACACUGAAUUUCACGAACUCCCAAAACAACAUGGUUAAGUCUCACAGCUCUGUCUCUCUCAAUGUUAAAGAUAUGGUCGCUGUAUACUUUGGCGAGGGUGUGAGCUGCAUUACUCCGGAUGGCGCUGUCGUUAUCAUGACUGGCCCAUCGCGGACCGAUUUGCUGCCUCAUAGUAUUAUCUUCCAGCUGGUCGUCCCUCGUCAAGGGAGCUAUACAGUGUGCUACUUAGGUUUCCUUGGCUCAUCGUCCCUUGCAAAGGUUAAAAAAUAUAGUCCUACUUGGGGCUUUGAACCCAUUGUUAUUGGACCUAAUCCCCAAGGAUUAACAUUCUUUCCACUUGAAAAAAAAACAGCGGAAUAUACACCACAGAAACUGGUAUCAAUUGUGUUUAGUGGCUUUGGUUUGUCUGUUUUGAGUGAUAAGUCUGAUGAAGUGCGUCUGAUUAAUGCUAACUUGCCAUACUCACAUGAGUCUUGUUUUAAUCACAUCACAUCUACCGAACUGCACCUCUACAAACUCAUAGCAAAUGGUACUCAUGCCGUGCAGGUACUAUCCUGGAUCAACCCCCCCAAUACUAAGAAUCUAAAUCAUGGCGCUACUCUAAGGUCGAGCUACUGGAUAUGUUAUAAAUUGUACGGUGGACUGUAUCACAUCAUUGGCUCAACUUCUCUGAAGAUUUUCGGCACAGGGAGCCCAAGUGCGGCUAAUCCAUCCAAGUCUACCUCAGGCAUCUCGAUCGGCGAGUCCGUAGAUUGGACUUUACUGGACAACACGGCGUGUGUGCCUGGGGAUGUACUGUAUUACAGCACCAGUGGAUGCAAUGAUAGGCCCUACUACGACAUGCCCUCGUUGGUGAGUGGGCAGGAUCUCCUGUCAUUAUUUCCACGGGGUGCGUCUUGGGUGAACUGCAAUGCCCCCAAGACAUCUGUGCGGGUGUCGUUCUUGGCUGGGACACAGGACUAUCCAAAACUAUCCUUGUGCUAUUACCACAACGCUUCUAACCAAGGACUAGUGUCAAGUGUUACCGUUCUGGAGCUUGACACGAUAUCACUCAACGCUGGGGUGCCACCGGUUCUACCUCUUCCUCUUACCGGCAUUCAAGCAGGGCGUAUAUUUUCUUUCGAACUGGAUGUAAAGCCAGAGUCAUACUUCUUAGUGUUGACAACAACACCUGUAAAGUGCUCAGGUGUGGAUAUACCCCCAGAGAAUGCUGCGAUCUUCAUGACUGUGACUUACAGCGAAGCUUUAAACCGUCUUGUAUCCACGACAGCUGUACCCACUGCAGGGACGUACUAUAUUUGCUAUUCUAAUCGCGUUAAAGAGUGCGAUCCUCAUAACGGCAGGGACUGUGCGCGUAUCGUUGGGGAAAUUCACGCAACCGCCGCCAAUCCUGUGGGUUGGAAGACGGACUCGAUUCCAAUUUAUACAUCCGAGCUUCUCUAUAUUACACUAGUCUCUAGCAAGACAUUCGAGCAAGAGGGCGCGUCAUUGUGGAUGAGACAACUAUCAGAUGGUGUGAACCACACCAGUGGUGAUCCCACAAUGGCAGAUGUUGCCUCUGCAUGCUUAGAACCCCACACAAACGUGCCUAAAGGUGCAUCAGCACUGGUAACAUUUACCUUUGGGAGCGAUACGGGCAAGUGGAAGAGUACAGAGCCGAUAAAAUACGCUGGAUUAUAUGCGCUAUGCUACAAGGAUUCCCCUAACAAUAAAAUGAAUGUUUUAUCUCAUUCACCAAUCUUUUCCUUCGUGAGCGACGCACCGAAGAUUGCGAUCUUCUAUCCAGUCUCCAAUGCAGGACCAGUAGUGAAGCCGAGUCGCGUUAGCGACGCUGUAUUUGAAAAUCCACCGUCUGUGGGUGGAGGUACGGCGUCUUAUGUUGUCCUACAUGGCUUUGGUCUCUCACAGGAUGAUGAGGUCGUAGCUGUUGGUAUACCUCCUCCAUCUUUGUUGUCAAUCUCAAAUACUAUGAAGAUCCCAUUAGACAUAUGCACUAAUUCUCACUACACCCCACGCGUUCCUGGUAACCCUGUCUCAACUAAUGUCCUUCAUGACCCUCAGAGUCAGAAUAAGAUACGGUACGUAUUUAUUUUCCAGACAACAGGGGGCUAUAUGCUUUGUUAUACAUCGGCAGAGUCACGUCGUGCUCAGCAGCCCGGCACCCCCAUUACACCCAACGGUUUUGCGGUGUUUCCCACGGUGACACAAGUGACGGUGAUAGGCGGCAUGAGUUUAGUGAAGAUGCCAAUAGACAUACUCAUUAAUGGAAACGGUCUCUCAGAGACCGAUCUUGCCGCAUUUGCGUUGUCUUCUUCUACCCCAAAAAAGCAUCAGGCCGUUACUCUCGAUGCCUCCAACGUGUGUGAUUCUGAUAAGCUGAACUAUAUUACUUCCAUUAGCACCGGUAAAGAUGGCAAGACCGCUUCAUACAGAUUUACUCCUACUUCCGGGGGUGACCAUGUAGUUUGCUACAAAAUUCAACCCGGUAGCAACAUUGUUGCAGGUUCGCAGCAGCUGCCUGGAGUGAUUUUUGUCAAUGUGGAUUCCGCAGUGAAUGCUGUUUUUGUUAUACAACCUGCGUCCUGCAAAACUUUUCUGGCGUGUGAGGUACAACCUAAGGUGGAGUUGCUAGACAAGAACGGUCAGCCUGUGGCCUCUCCAGGUGUGAAAGUGCAAAUGACACUCGCCUUUGCUGAUACUGGUAAACUAGCACCAGAAGACUAUCUAUUAGGGGGUGAUAUAUUCAUCAAUGAGAAGAACACAACAUUUGACUUUGUAGCCUUGAGUAUUUCCACCACAGGAACUUACUAUAUGGCAGCGGAGCUUACCUUCUUGGAGGGUAAUAUUCUGAAAAUAAAUUCAAUUCCAUUCACUGUCGAGGAUAGCCAUAGCCACUUUCAGAGCAUUGCAGUUGUGAUUUGUCUCCCAGUUGGUAUCAAUCCUGACAGAGAAAGUCCAAUCCACUGCACGUGCGAAGGUCUAUCAUCGUUUUAUAUACCAAAUAACUACAGUAUUACUGUGAGUGCUGGAACUGCAACGCCAUGUAUUGCCAGCGGGAAAACUUCCAAGGGUCUCCCAUACUGCACUUUUGAUGUUACACCACCCAAAAAUCUUGUGAGCAAUGCAAUGUCGCUUAACUACCUUGUCAUUGAGGUUCAAAAUAUUGAACCAUACACUCGUUGGCCUGUAAGUAACUCUCCCAUUAUUGUGCGUCUGCCAAGUCUUCCCGAUAAAUGCACGUCUUUAUCAUGUGCAAACUCUGUAUCUAUGACGGAUCGCAUACAACUGCCUGCCGAUUACGUUCGCACUGGAGAUACCCUUCAAUGCGCAAUACAGGGCUGCGCUGUGGUUGACCACAUCACUACCAACGUGGUUGUCCCACCUUCCAAACUACUUGUCGCACACACCUACUUAUCCGAUGGCGUAAACAAAACGGACCCCAUUGAUAUCGGUAUGUACCCAGGUGACCCUAAUGGGCUUUAUUCCUUUAGCUUUAUUGUAGGUUCAGGACUGAAAAUCGCAGUAGAUGGCUCAAUCUUGCUGAGCUCAGACAAGGACCACGGUAAGUCAGAAAGCCAAGCCGUUAUGACCGGAAGUCCUCAGGUUCGUACAAUUCUUGGUGUACCCACUUCAAAGGAUUCCUUAAUCUCUUGCAAGUCCAAUACGCACAAUUCUAGAGUGUGGUUCAUCGCUUCGGAAACAAUAACUUGUGUGGUGCGACUGGCGGACCACAGUGGCCGCGUAAACGGCAUUGGAGCCGACUUGGAGGUUUUAAUGCCACAGGGUGGUACUGCGACCAUAAUAAACCCUAUAGUCGCUAACACUGAACUCACUAUUGCAGUAACAGCACCGAACUCAACUCCUGUGCAACUCGCUUCUACUCUUCAAGAAAGUACGUUUCAGGAUGUUAUCGUUCAUCAUGCAGCAACCCCACUUGAGAGCACUUAUGAUUUCCAGUUUGGGAUCCAGGUCAAUUUCAGGCCUGCGAAAGGAAUGACAUUAGGCACUUACACGGGUAAACUUGUUUAUGUUAGGACCAUGACAAACCCCUUACCUAACUUUAUUCCAGGCACAAUCACUUCAUUUUUUUUAGUGGGAUCAGGUCUUGAUAUAACUCACCAUUAUGAAAUUGCUGGCACUUCCACUUGUGAAGGUGGAUCUUUCAGACCCCAGAAGGUCACCGCAUCUUUGAUCAACAAUCCAACGCAGGCGACAAAGCUGAGCUUUAUAGUACCCAAAAGUGAAAUAUUUUACCUCUGUGUUGCGACACCAGACUCACCAAACAAUCUUCGGUUGCUGACCCCUCACGCGUUUGUGAUUUCUGGGAAUCAAUAUAGUGAUUGGACGAGGUAUGACUUAAUUCUUCUCAUUACUGGCAUUGUUUUCUUUGCGAUCCUCCUUUUAUUGAUGCUUAUACUUUUCUAUUGUAUUUUUUGCGCAGAUAGAGGGUUUGUUCAGCGCCUUCGCUGUGCCCGACAAAUCCGCCCGCGAUCCGCAGUGUAUAUACCACCAAUGGCAAAUGACAGAUUUUUAUGGCGCGAAAACUCCAUUCCUGUUCCAUCUACGACUUCGCAAUCAAACACAGUGUGUACCAAUCAAGUGCACACUGCAGCCGCAGAGCCCUCUGCUGACCUGCCGAACAUCAACAUAAAUAUUGAGAGAACAGUAAAGGACCAUCGUAGCCACAGGGACGUAGACCUGGCAUUAUCGCUUCCGUCACCUGUUACCAUUCCAACAAAAGAGUCAUUUAAGCAUUCCAUGCCUCAUAUAGCAACAACGACAUCCGACUUAACAUUCCACAAUGCAGUGAACCCAAACAAAGAUACGGUGUCAGAGGCAACUGGUGAUGCUGUGAUUUACCGUGCGAGGAGUGGAAAUCGUGAUACGCAUUUACCUAAGCAUACUGGAAAUAGUAGAAGGAAAAAUCGCAAUCACACUGGCAAAUAUGACAAAACAGGUAGCAACAAAAAGCGCAUUGUUACACCAGAUAUUUAUCCACCUCCUCAGUCUGAUAUAAAUUUAGAAGAGGAUCAGUUACAAAGCACACUAUUACCCAACCCAAUGAAAGGUAUAUCUUCCACCUUAGAUACCCCUGUGACGUAUCAGAAUAUGAAUAAGACAGAAAAACGCCUUAUUCAUUUGGGUCAACCUGCAAAUCGAAAAUAUCGCACAACACCAGAACAUCAUAACACGUUAACCAUACCCUUAUCUAAAUCCGCAAUAUCAGGAAAAAAAGAAGAACCUGUGGCAGAGAUAAAGCAACGAGAUAAUAAAGCGACAAAUCAGAAUGAAUAUGGGCAUGAUAUAGUGCGUACGACGGUAGCACCACUACUUGUAUCAGGACAUACAUCAAGACCCAUGCUAACGCCACAAAGAUAUCAAGAAAAGAUUGAAGAAAGUAAAAAAGAAAUCUAA
This is a messenger RNA of Phytomonas sp. Hart1, 19953 nucleotides long. Lineage: Eukaryota; Euglenozoa; Kinetoplastea; Trypanosomatida; Trypanosomatidae. The record is from the annotation of a GenBank genome assembly.